AUGGAUCAGAAUGUUGAGAGUAUGCCCUAUUUUCCAGACCGUGCGGAAUACGAAGCCCGAGCACGAUCGGUUCCGCAAGAUGAAAUCGACGCAGCUGUUCUACCAGAGGGGUUCCCAACCCACAUAUCCUCAAAAAUGGCUUGGGACAGGGACAAUAUUUCGUCCUACGAGGACGACUAUAUAUUGACUUUGGAAGAUUCCCAGUUGAAGGAAAUCGAUGAUGCCCUGCAGCAUUUUAAAGCUCUAGGGAAGCCACUGGAGCUUCUGAGCCCUGCCACCUUUCCCCUGCCAUCGCUACAUUCCAUCCUGCGCAGAAUAUCGGGUAAUAUUCACACAGGCACUGGAUUCUCCCUGAUUAGGGGCAUUCCCGUUGAUCGCUAUUCGGCGGAGGAGAAUAUGAUAAUAUAUACUGGCGUCUCUUCUCAUAUAGGCCGCAUCCGUGGCCGUCAGGGCCGCAAGUAUGAUGGGCGUCCUGCAAACCUUGUUGUUAUGCAUAUCACCGAUAUGAGGCCUCCUUCUGACCCAACUCUCUCAGUCAGACUUGCCGGCUAUACUAAUGAAGAUAUCCCAUUCCACUCAGAUAUUGGAGAUAUAGUAUCUCUUUUCGCAUUAGGCGAACCAGCCGAAGGGGGUGAUAGCCAAUUAGCAAGCCUUUGGACGGUCUAUAACGAGCUUGCAAGAACAAGGCCUGAUAUCAUUCAGGCUUUGGCCAGUGACUGGCCAAUCGUGAGUUCAAAAGAGGAGGGUGUCUUUCUCCCCCGGCCUCUGUUAUUCCACCAAAAUUCAUCGGGAACAACACCCGAGAGACUGUUGAUCAAUUUUUCAAGAAGGUGGUUGACGGGCUUUGGCAACCUCAAGCGAACGAGACUACUUUCUGUGAGGCAGGCCGAGGCGCUUGAUGCCCUCCACUUCCUAGCAGAAAGGUUCCACAUAUCCAUGAAGCUGCAGAAGGGAGACAUGCAGUUCUUCAAUAAUUGGAGCAUCCUACAUGCUAGAAGAGGUUAUAAAGAUGGACCUCAGCAGAAGCGACAUUUCUUACGACUAUGGCUGAAGGAUCCUGAGAACGCGUGGAUGACCCCGGAACAACUUCAGUGGAAAUGGGAUGAAGUUUAUAGCCAAGAAAGAUCGCUAGGGCCGCAAGUGUUUCCUCUAUACCCCCACACGACUUAG
Messenger RNA from Aspergillus caelatus, 1170 nucleotides. Its product is annotated as TauD/TfdA family dioxygenase. The record is from RefSeq and is a predicted model, not a curated record. Gene Ontology annotation, molecular function: oxidoreductase activity. The coding region runs from base 1 to 1170 and encodes 389 amino acids. Lineage: Eukaryota; Fungi; Ascomycota; Eurotiomycetes; Eurotiales; Aspergillaceae. The transcript is spliced from 4 exons.